UUGUUUCUUCGGCUGUUUUAAGGUUUAGACUUGUCGCGUCCACCAAAGAGAAGACAAAAAUGCCGGCAGGACAUGGAGUUCGUGCUCGAACGAGGGAUCUGUUCGCGAGGGGGUUCAGGAAGAAGGGUACAAUCCCAUUGUCCACUUACCUCAGAACCUUCAAGGUCGGCGAUUACGUCGAUGUUAAAGUGAACGGUGCGAUCCACAAGGGCAUGCCUCACAAGUUCUACCAUGGUCGUACUGGUCGCGUCUGGAACGUCACCAAACGCGCCGUUGGUGUCGAAGUCAACAAACAGAUCGGAAACAGGAUCAUAAAGAAGAGACUUCAUGUGCGUGUGGAGCACGUGCAGCAGUCUAGGUGUGCUGAGGAGUUCAAACUGAGAAAGAAGAAGAACGAUGAGCUCAAAGCUGCAGCCAAAGCCAGAGGAGAGACGGUAAGCACCAAGAGGCAGCCUAAAGGACCCAAACCAGGAUUCAUGGUUGAAGGUAUGACCUUGGAGACAGUCACCCCAAUCCCCUACGACGUCGUCAACGAUCUCAAAGGAGGCUAUUAGUUCUUACUCUUCUUCCUUGUUCUUGCUGUGUGUUUUGGAACUCUGCAAAUGUAUUUUUUGUAGCGACUUGAACUAAGAAUGUGAUUUUAUAUGAGAAUUUUGCAAUCCAGUUUUUCAUUUUAUGUGUAA
Messenger RNA from Raphanus sativus (radish), 683 nucleotides. Its product is annotated as 60S ribosomal protein L21-1. Lineage: Eukaryota; Viridiplantae; Streptophyta; Magnoliopsida; Brassicales; Brassicaceae. The transcript has 2 exons. Gene Ontology annotation, molecular function: structural constituent of ribosome. Gene Ontology annotation, cellular component: cytosolic large ribosomal subunit; ribosome. The record is from RefSeq and is a predicted model, not a curated record. Gene Ontology annotation, biological process: translation. The coding region runs from base 60 to 554 and encodes 164 amino acids.